Eucalyptus grandis is the source of this 1028-nucleotide messenger RNA. RefSeq names its product protein trichome birefringence-like 40. The record is from RefSeq and is a predicted model, not a curated record. NCBI's taxonomy places the organism in Eukaryota, Viridiplantae, Streptophyta, Magnoliopsida, Myrtales, Myrtaceae. Gene Ontology annotation, cellular component: Golgi apparatus. Gene Ontology annotation, molecular function: O-acetyltransferase activity.
AUAUGAUGCUUCAUACCCUCUCUAUGACUCCUCGAGCUGUCCCUUCAUAGAUCCACAAUUCAACUGCAUCAAGUACGGGAGGCGCGAUAGACAGUAUCUCAAGUACAGAUGGCAGCCCUUCUCUUGUAACUUGCCAAGGUUCAGCGCGUGGAAUUUCUUGAACAAAUGGAGGGGGAAGAAGAUAAUGUUCGUGGGCGACUCGCUGAGCUUGAACAUUUGGCAGUCUCUGUCUUGUAUGAUCCAUGCCCAAAUGCCCAAUGCCAGGACCGUACUCUUCAAGAGGGGAAGGCCUCGCUUCGCUCACAUUUGUGGACUACGAUGUGAAAAUAAUGCUGUACCGGACGCAGUACCUGGUAGAUGUGGUGCGAGAGCCGGCGGGACUGGUGCUGAAGCUCGACUCGAUCAGGGGCGGCAAUGCGUGGCGAGGCAUGGACGUGCUGGUCUUUAACUCCUGGCACUGGUGGACCCACACCGGGAGAACUCAGCCGUGGGAUUAUAUGCAAGAAGGCAACAAGCUGUAUAAGGACAUGAACCGACUGGUGGCCUAUUAUAAAGGAAUGACCACGUGGGCUCGAUGGGUGAACCGUAAUGUCGAUCCUUCAAGAACCAAGGUCUUCUUCCAAGGAAUCCCAACCCACUAUGAAGGGAAGGACUGGAAUGCACCGUCACAAUCUUGCUCCGGCCAGACACAGCCAUACUUUGGCUACAGGUACCCCGGCGGGCUUCCAUUGUCUUGGGCCGUUGUGAACAAAGUCCUAAGCAGGGUCAAGAAGCCCGUCUAUCUGCUCGACAUCACAACCCUCUCAGAGUACCGGAAGGAUGGGCACCCGACGUAUUACAGUGGCGACCACGGCGGCAUCAUGGAUUGCAGCCACUGGUGCCUCCCGGGGUUGCCCGACACAUGGAACGAGCUCCUGUAUGCAGCUCUGUUCAGCUGAAGCUCCAAUAUCGCGUGCAAGGAAACUGUUAGUAAUUUAUUCUCACUGAAAUUCUUAGUUUGAAACUCAUUGUUUCAAGGUCUAGGCAUU